Lotus japonicus is the source of this 1275-nucleotide messenger RNA. Its product is annotated as F-box/LRR-repeat protein At3g58900-like. The transcript has 4 exons. Gene Ontology annotation, molecular function: protein binding. The record is from RefSeq and is a predicted model, not a curated record. The coding region runs from base 1 to 1275 and encodes 424 amino acids. NCBI's taxonomy places the organism in Eukaryota, Viridiplantae, Streptophyta, Magnoliopsida, Fabales, Fabaceae.
AUGGCGGCGUGUAAACAUCUUGAAGGGUCUCCUCCUGCAGUGCCUCGUCUUCUCCAAUCAGAUGUUGAGGGACCAAAAGUGGAUUAUAUUAGUGCGUUGCCUGAUUGCGUCCUGUCUUGUAUCCUAUCAAUGAUAUCCAUGAAAGAUAUGAUGAAAACUAGCAUACUGUCUAAAAGGUGGUGCAACCUCUGGCAUCUACGGAGAAAUCUCAAAUUCGAUGCUCACAAUAUGCUUGGAAAUGGUCGUAUUAUGAGCAGUCAUGAUGAAAGGAAUGAAUUCGUAAAACGAGUGAAUCAAUUUCUCAAGAAUUAUAAAGGAACAAAGAUUGAUUCAUUCAUGGUAGAUUUCGAAUUAAAUUACGAGCCGAGCAGCACCAUCGAUGAAUGGAUCAGGUUUGCAAUUGCAAGAGGAGUUGGAAGAAUCGAGCUGCUUACACCAUCUUAUUACAAGUUUCCCUUUGGCUUAUCUUUUGAGGGUAAAGAUCCGACACUCAAGCAUAUGCAUCUCAGACGGUGUAUAAUUUGUGAUCCUGGAACAUGGUUUGGCAGAUUUUGGCGUAUGGAAACAAAAGAAAAUUGUCAUCCUGCAACAAACAUUGACCUUUUUACGUUCACAAAUUUGAGAUCUCUUAAAAUUGAAGGUUCAACUGUGGAUGUAAACUUGCUCACAACGCUGCUAUCUAAUUGUCUCCUACUUGAAGAGCUCAGCUUAAUUAGUAGCAGCAUAAAUUCAUCAUCCUUAAAAAUAGAAAGUUCAUCAUUAUGCCAUCUCAAGAUUGAAGAGUUGUUCUGUUCAAAAAAAAAGAUUGAAGAGGAUUUGGACGACCACCAUUACCAUAGGCAUUUAAAAUUCAUUUCCUUGGAUUGCCCAAAACUCACAUACUUCUAUUUUGACAACACUAUAUCAGGGAGCUUAUCGAUGAAUGCUCCUAUAUUGAAGACUAUUGAAUAUAUUGUUUCCUCUCAUGCUGAGAAAAUACAUGAUGCUUUUGCCCUCUUCGCCAAGCUUCCUAAGCUUGAGACUCUGAAUUUAUACAUCAAUAAAAAUACUUUUGAGGUAACACCAUUACAAGGUAUUCAAACACUGGAAAAUCUCAGACAAUUCAACUUGAGCAUUGAUGCUACAUAUGAGGAUUUUGAUAUUUGGUGGAUUUUACCUAUUCUUCAAGCUUCUCCCUUUCUGCAGAAACUUUCAGUUACGCAGAGAGGUUCUCUUUAUAUAGAGACCUUGGAGGCUGGAAGGCUUGCACAGCAAGCUUAUCUUAACAAACCCUAG